GAAAAAAUGAAAACAGAACAGCAAGAAAGGAUGGGAAAAAAAGUUGUCACAAAAGAUAAAAAGAGCAUCCAAGUUGAAGAAAAGAUUAAAAAAGAUGUAAAAGAAAAAAAACCUGAGGCCAAGGCACCUGAAAGACUAAAGAACAAAGAAAUCAAAGCACCGGAAGUUACAACACCAAAAGCCAAGGAAAAAAAGGAGACUACCUUGGCAGUCAGAGAAAAAAUCGAUCAUAAAGAUCAAUUUGCAUUCUGUCGUUAUAUGAUUGACAUGUUUGCACACGGGAAUUUGUACACAGGCUCGUAUCCCCCCCUAUUUUUGGAACAGACCUCGGCAAUCACAGCUCUUCUCCCAGCUGCUGAAGUGGGAAAGCUUAAUGUGACAGCUACAAAAAAAGUGGAAAAAGGAAAAAAGAUGGUUCAAGAAAAGAAAGCUAUUCCACAAGUUAUAAGAAAAGAAGAAGAGAGGAAAAAAGUAACUGCUGAGAAGAAAGGUGUUCCUGAAAUUAAAAAGAAAGAAGUAGGAGAAGAAAGAAAGAUAAUCCAUGAGAAGAAAGAUGUUUCUGAUAUUCAAGCAAAAGGAAAAAAAGAAGAAAAAAGGAAAACUCCUGAGAGAACGACACUUUCUCUGGUUAAAAAGGCAGACACAAAAGAAGCCGUUUCCAUGAAAGACCUAAAAAAGCCAGCAAAAACUCCUGUAUCCCCCCAGCCAGUUUCCAUAAAAGUGGCAACACCAGCAGACAGGCCAAAGAAGGCUGCACAUGUGAAAGAAUAUGAAACACAUAAAAAAGAAAAGCCAAUAGAAAUAGCCAAAGUGCCAAAGAAACAUGUGCAUAUAAAGAAAUCUGAACCAGAUAAGAAAGAAAAGUCAAUAGAAAUAGCCAAGCUGCCAAAGAAGGCUGUGUAUGCAAACAAAACUGAAUCCCCCAAGAAAAAAAGGCCAUUAGAAACAGCCAAAGUGCCAAAGAAAGAUGUGCAUAUAAACAAAACUGCCAAAGUGCCAAAGCAAGAUGUGCAUGUAAACAAAACUGAACCCCACAGGAAAGAAAAGCCAUUAGAAACAGACAGGCUACCGAUGAAAGCCAUCCAUAUAAAAGAAUCUGAACCCCACAAGAAAGAAAAGCCAAGUGAAAUGGGCAAGGUGCCAAAGAAAGAUGUGCAUAUAAACAAAACUGAGUCCCACAAGAAAGAAAAGCCAUUAGAAACAGCCAGACUACCAAUGAAGAAUAUCCAUGUAAAAGAAUCUGAACCCCACAAGAAAGAAAAGCCAAGUGAAAUGGCCAUAGUGCCAAAGAAAGAUGUAAAUAAAGCCGAAACACAUAAGAAAGAUAAGCUAACAGACAUAGCAAAGCUAUCAAAGAAGGAUGUGCAUAUGAAAGAAACUGCACCCCAGCCCAAAAAGGAUAUCCAUAUUCAACAAUCUGAAUCACAAAGAAAAGAAAAGCCAAUAGAAAUAACUAAAGUGCCAAAGAAACAUGUGCAUGUAAAGGAAUCUGAAGCAGACAAGAAACAAAAACCAAUAGAAAUAGCCAAGCUGCCAAAGAAGGCUGUGCACACAAACAAAACUGAAACACAUAAGAAAGAAAAGCCAUCAGAAACUGCCAAGCUGCCAAAGAGUGAUGUCCACUUAAAAGAAACUGAGUCACGCAAGAAAGGAAAGUUGGCAGAAACGGCUAAGCUGCCAAAGAAGGAUAUACAUGUAAAAGAAUCUGAACCCCACAAGAAAGAAAAGCCAAGAGAAAUGGCCAAAGAGCCAAAGAAAGAUGUGCAUGUAAAUAAAACUGAAGUAAAUAAGAAAUGGAAACCAAUAGAAACAGCCAAGCUGCCAAAGAAGGCUGUGCAUGCAAACCAAACAAUAAUACAUAAGAAAGAAAAGCCAAUAGAAAUAGCCAAACUGCUAAAGAAGGAUAUCCAUGUAAAAGAAUCUGAAACAGAGAAGAAAGAAAAGCCAAUUGAAAUAGCCAAGCUGUCAAAAAAGCCUGUGCAAGCAAGCAAAACUGAAAUACACAAGAAGGAAAAGCGAAAAGAAAUUGCCAAGCUACCAAAGAAGGAUAUUCCUGUAAAAGAAUCUGAAUCCGAUAAGAAAGAAAAGUCAAUACAAAUAGCCAAGCUGCCUAAGAAAGAUGUGUAUAUAAAAGAAUCUAAACUGCAUAAGAAAGAAAAGCCAAUGGAAACAGCUGUUGGAGGAACCCACAAGCCAAAAGCUUUACAAGAAAAGAAAGAAGAAAGCCCUAGCAAGGCAGCAGAACAAGAUAAAUCAGACUCCAAAGAAUCAAGUAAAGUGUGUCACAAGCCUGAGAAAGAAAAAUCAAUGAAGACCAUGGAAACCCAGAAGAAAAAGGAUAUCUCAAAAGAAAAAGUGAAGCCUCCUAUUGCUGUCAAAGGAAAAGAGGCAGCAAAAUCAAAUGAUGCAAAGCUUCCCAUUGCUGAGAAAAAGAAAGAAACUGACAUUAAAAAGGGGGAAAGCCCAGCUAAAACAGCCUCCAGCAUGAUAAAACAAACCAAGAAUAUUUCUCAUCCUGACAUUACAGGCAAGGAGGCAGAACAUAAACCACCAAAACAAGAAGUUCUUGGGCAAAAAAAAGGAGCUCAUCUAGCAAAACCAGAAAGACCAGGAAAAGCAACAGCUGAACUCAAAGUUGCAGAUGAAAAAAAAGCAGAA
Messenger RNA from Notechis scutatus (mainland tiger snake), 2658 nucleotides. Lineage: Eukaryota; Metazoa; Chordata; Lepidosauria; Squamata; Elapidae. The record is from RefSeq and is a predicted model, not a curated record.